Messenger RNA from Lithohypha guttulata, 2688 nucleotides. RefSeq names its product Telomerase reverse transcriptase (gene EST2). Bases 1 to 2688 code for a protein of 895 amino acids. NCBI's taxonomy places the organism in Eukaryota, Fungi, Ascomycota, Eurotiomycetes, Chaetothyriales, Trichomeriaceae. Gene Ontology annotation, cellular component: telomerase catalytic core complex. Gene Ontology annotation, biological process: telomere maintenance via telomerase. The transcript has 2 exons. Gene Ontology annotation, molecular function: telomerase RNA binding; telomeric repeat DNA binding. The record is from RefSeq and is a predicted model, not a curated record.
AUGGGCGCCGAUGGUGAAGCCAUCUUUUCGAGCCUCCUUUUAGACUGUGGUUUGUUCAUCAGCAAUAAUGACCACAAGAACACCUUUGUUCAGAUUAGCGGUUUUCCAAUACACGACCUAUGCCUCCAACGUGGCCGUGACACGAAUCCUCAGACCACCUCCAAUGCCAACCAUACAACGACGGCUUCGUGUCGAACGCUAAAUCAAAUCGUUAUCGUGCGCAGCCGCAUGCUCUAUAGCAAACCAUCGCUCAACCACAACGGAGAAGUCUCAUUCGGACUAAAGCCGGUCCACGUACUUAACAAAGUGACGAGAUUGAGCAGCGAGGUCGGUGACCCUGUUCUUCUGCAGUACAUAUUUCCCCGACAGUUCAAGCUACAUAACGUGUUCACCUUCAUCACUGACCGGACGGAAACAGUGCAGCCAUUUAAGGACUACUCGUUUCGCAGGGACGUUGAGGACGAUCCGGCCGCCACAUCCAAGCCAAUACCUAAGCGACUGCGUCAUGGUGUUCUUCACCUGGUCCAACAAAUACAGCCUAGGCUAUCCUCUGUAGCCAAUACCAAAUCCUUAAGUCCGAAAUCGACUGUGCUGCAGACCCAGAUCGGGACAGUCUCUGUUGAUGUACCAGAACCAGCUCUUGGUAAACCGGUCGAUGUUGAGCAAAGAGAAGGGUCGUUUCUUCCAUAUGCCACGCCAACAUGCCAUGUCGUUGCGUUCUGCCAAGCGACAAUCAAACGACUCUUGCCAAGUGAUACUUUUGGCAGAGGUAGUGAUGGCGUCGAGAAUUGGCGCAAGGUACUUGAUCGUGUGGACCGAUUUGCAUGCAUGCGGAGAUUUGAGACCAUUAGCAUGCAUGAGCUCGUCCAAGGGCUAAAGAUCAAGGCGAUCAGAUGGCUCGCCCCAGAGCAUGUUGGGUCUGAUGUCAAAGUAGCAAUUACAGACGUCCGCAAACGCGCUGAGCUACUCAAUGAAUUCAUCUAUUAUAUGUUCGAUUCCCUCCUGAUACCACUCGUGGCUACAAACUUCUAUGUCACCGAAAGUGGCAUCCACAGAAACAAACUGCUCUUUUUCCGACACGAUGUCUGGAAGCGUUUGUGUCAGCCGUGCUUGAGGUCGGCAAUGAUGAGCUCUCUGACCCCAGUGGCUUCGAACGUGGCGCGACAGAUACUUCGAAACGACCAGCUAGGAUACAGCACUAUUCGAUUGCUCCCCAAAGAAGCUGGGACACGUCCGAUUGCUAACCUGAGCCGUCGGGUGAUCAGGGUCGUCAAUGGUAGGAGAUUUCUCGCCCCUAGUAUCAAUACUCGCCUAUCACCUAUAUUCAGCAUCUUCAAUUAUGAGAAAGAACACAACCAUGUGGCCUUCAAUCAAUGUGCCUUCUCAAUUCAUGAUCUACACAGAAAGUUAGCUGGGUUCAAAGCUCAGAUUGGUAUGGAGGGGCAACCUACAUUGUACUUUGCUAAGGUUGAUAUUCGGUCAGCCUUCGACAGCAUUCCUCAACAACAACUGCUCGACUUCAGCCGUAGCUUGUUUCAACACGAGCAAUAUCACAUAACCAGGCAUGCAGAGAGCAGGAUCUUCGAUUGCCGUGACAUACCGAGGACGUCAGUCAAAUUUUCCAAGGCGGCGAGACCUGUGGGUUGUCCAGAUGGUUUGCUCUCUGGUGAGCCAUCGCGGGCCACAAAGAAUGCGGCGAUAUACAGUAAUCUGGAUCAGCAUCAGUUCAUCUCCAAGCAGCAAGCAGAAGGUUUGUUACGAAGGCAUAUCCAGGCGAACCUCAUCCGAAUCGACAGAAAGUACUACAGGCAAACAGAAGGCAUACCUCAAGGAUCCGUCUUAUCGAGUAUGCUGUGCACAUUCUUCUACAAUGAGUUUGAGAGGACGAGACUUUCGUUCCUCCAACCUCGUAACUCGGUACUCCUCAGGAUCAUCGACGACUUUCUGCUAAUAAGCACACAACGCUCGGAAGCGAUUGCGUUUGUCGAGGCAAUGAAGUCUGGCGACACGGACUACGGAUUACGUGUCCAUCCAGAGAAGAGUCUUGUCAAUUUCGACAUGGUCGUCGAGGGUGUUCAAAUUCCUCGGCUGUUCAACUCUACUUCUUUUCCGUUCUGUGGUCUGUUUGUAGACACCGAGACUCUUGACGUUAGCAAGAAUCGCGUCCGCAAGGACAAUGUCAUUGCAAAUACAUUAACAAUCGAUAGACACGGUCAGGCAGGAGUAAAGCUGAAACGAAGAGUAGCGCAAUCGCUCCGGAUACAGCUGCAGAGCAUUUUGCUCGAUGGAACUCAAAAUAGUAGCACACGAGUGCUGCAGACUUUGAUCGAGUGCUUCCAAGAAAGCGCUAUGAAGCUGCACCAGCAUUGUGCCAGUAUGCCCCGAUCAAGGCGUCCAGGUCAGAAGAUGUUGAUUGGUCUUAUCGAGCAGUUGAUCAACGUUGUCUUUGACACUAUGAAGCAGUAUCCUAGUACAGAUAAGCAGUACAUGACACGACAUCAAGUUUGCUGCAUAGCUGCCGUAGCGAUUAUGCAAGUGUUGCGGGCCAAGAAUGCUUCGUAUCCGCAGGUCUUGGUGUGGCUGCAUGACUUGAAGGUACACACGCAAUAUAGCAUGAACCAGGAGGUAAAGGUACUGGAUGGUCCAGUAGCUGCUGGUUCCAGGGCAGUGAAGCAUUAUGUUUACUAA